GAAAACUGUUGAAGACACCAGCAAAUCGCAAACAACCGCAGCGAGACAGCCGACAAGACAGCAAGAAGCAACAACAGCAAGCAAGUCAUGGAGACGAAGGUUGCGCUUGGGGAAGAGGUGGCGGGGUACACACUGGUGGUGCCCAGUGUGAGCAUUGGAAACACGGCACAGCUUGCUGUGGACUUGCUGACAGAGACGUUUGAGUACCAGGUGGAGACACAGGCCAGACACAACGCCGUCCUUCCGUUUGCGGGACCAAAGGACGAGGGUGCAUCCAACGCCAUCGUCACGGAAAUGCAAGUUCAUGUGUCGCACACGCACAAGUUGGUGGUGCUGCAGAUUCGAUCGGCGAUUGCGCGCCAACGAAGAGAAGAGUUUGUGCAAGAUCUGUUCAAGUGGAUUCAGAGCAAGUCAUUCGGGCGCACGCUGCUCCUCACCAGCACGGAUGCCAUGCACCGCAUCGACAGCCAGCUUGAAGGGAGCCCGCUGCGUGCGCUGAGCACCACUGAUGACUCGUCCACAUAUGCGCCAUUGAAGACACUGGAGCUGCACACGGACAGCGCGCUUCCCAACAGCGUGUUCCUUCCCGGCGGCGGCUUUGCACGGCAGCUGUUCCUCAACGCCCUCGAGGUCGAUCUUCCCAUGACGCUGGUGUCCAUCUUCACGGGCCCCGGCGACAACACCAUGCAGGCCCACAUGCUCGGUUUGCGCGUGCCAUCAUCGUGGAAGCUUCUCUUCGGCCGCGGGUUCGGGCCAGGCCUCUUCUGA
This is a messenger RNA of Salpingoeca rosetta, 768 nucleotides long. RefSeq lists its product as uncharacterized. The record is from RefSeq and is a predicted model, not a curated record. The transcript is spliced from 6 exons. Gene Ontology annotation, cellular component: nucleus; cytosol. NCBI's taxonomy places the organism in Eukaryota, Choanoflagellata, Craspedida, Salpingoecidae. Gene Ontology annotation, biological process: proteasome assembly. The coding region runs from base 88 to 768 and encodes 226 amino acids.